GUCUGUCCAAAUCCGAAUGCAGAACGGACAGCUGAAGGCUUCGAAUUCCAAAUGUUUUGCCCCCAAACCAAAGGCUCCCAAGGCAACCUUGAGAUUCGUCACUUGGCUUGGAGGUUGCGGAGCGCGCGUGGAAGGCAAAGGAAAGGCGCGGGGUUGUCAGUGGUAACGACAGGGAUUGCACCCACCGCCACAGCUGCGAAACAGGGGGUUGCUGGGCUGGAGAGUAUUACGUAACCCAGCCAGCCGGGUGCUUGGGGGGCUACGUGCCUGUGCCGCCCCGCCCUGGCCCGCCUUACCGCAGCUCUCGACAAGCAAGGAGCCUUGCCAAGGAUACCCAGAGCGACGACGACAGCUCCAGGAGAGCAUCAUCCGCCCACACCACCACCGGAUCACCAGGAAACAGUUAGAUCUGGAGGCAUCCUGCCAGUACAGGCAUCAUGUCGCAGUCACUUCGACCGUAUCUCCAGGCUGUCCGCAGCAGUCUGACCGCCGCCCUCUGCUUGUCCAACUUCGCGUCCCAAACCGCCGAAAGACACAAUGUUCCCGAAGUCGAGGCCCGAACAUCACCCGAGGUUCUCUUGACGCCCCUGACGAUUGCGCGCAACGAGAACGAGCGGGUACUCAUUGAGCCCAGCAUCAACAGUAUUCGUAUCAGCAUCAAGAUCAAGCAGGCCGACGAAAUUGAACACAUUCUUGUCCACAAGUUUACAAGAUUCUUGACGCAACGCGCCGAGUCAUUCUUUAUUUUGAGGAGGAAGCCCAUCAAGGGCUAUGACAUUUCAUUUUUGAUAACCAACUUCCACACGGAGGAAAUGCUCAAGCACAAGCUGGUUGAUUUCAUCAUCCAGUUUAUGGAGGAGGUUGACAAAGAGAUUUCAGAGAUGAAGCUGUUUUUGAAUGCGCGGGCUCGUUUUGUAGCGGAAUCUUUCCUCACUCCAUUCGACUGAGCGAACCCGCUUUUACACUACCUCACUUAAAUUAUUUUGCAUGCAAUUGAACAGCUUUCCCUGAUGUCGCUCCCCUUGUCGCUUUUAUGGCUUCAGACCAUCAUGCUUGGCGUUUCUGGAGAAAAGAAGGUUGUAAGCGAGCCAUUUCACGACUGUUACGAUCCACGACACUUGUCAUGGGUCCUUGCCGGUCUUUGGUCUAGAAAUAAAGCCUGGGUUCUACAGAAGUCUCUCCCAAUUUUCUCUGCGUUCCAUCAGCCCAAACUACCCCCGUUACGCCAUCCGCCGGCCGGGCCAGAUGACGGCUGUGUUGAUGGUCACACGACUGCGUACUUAUGUUAUCAGAGUUGGGUUAUUGCCUCGACUCUCGGCCACCAUUCAAAGCCCUCGACAUCCAAGGGUGUUGCAUGUUACCUUGUUCGGCGUGAAGUGUGGAUUGGUUGGAUCCGUGACCGCCUGGCCUUUGAUUCCGUCUGGAAUCCCGGUCCUGUGUCAAGAAUUUGGCAGGCGCGUUGCCAAUUCUUUUGUUCAGAUCGAGGCCAAGGACGUUUCAUCUGAAGAGAAAUCUGGUUCUUGCAGAGCACCUGGGAGUUCUAGGUGGGGAGAUAGCUCAAUCCUACUCUGCCG
This is a messenger RNA of Podospora bellae-mahoneyi, 1574 nucleotides long. RefSeq names its product Arp complex subunit (gene ARC19). The coding region runs from base 438 to 947 and encodes 169 amino acids. Gene Ontology annotation, biological process: Arp2/3 complex-mediated actin nucleation; actin filament polymerization. The record is from RefSeq and is a predicted model, not a curated record. The transcript is spliced from 5 exons. Lineage: Eukaryota; Fungi; Ascomycota; Sordariomycetes; Sordariales; Podosporaceae. Gene Ontology annotation, cellular component: Arp2/3 protein complex; actin cytoskeleton. Gene Ontology annotation, molecular function: actin filament binding.